Messenger RNA from Meleagris gallopavo (turkey), 1103 nucleotides. The record is from RefSeq and is a predicted model, not a curated record. Lineage: Eukaryota; Metazoa; Chordata; Aves; Galliformes; Phasianidae.
CCACCCGAAAUUUGGGUGCUCGGAGGUGAUGCUGAGCCGUGCACCCCUCUGGCAGACCGCUCUUGGGGCGCCCACCCUGCAGCAGAGCUGAUGCUUUAGCACCCAUAGGUGCUGCAUGGUGGAAGGAGAUUCUUCGUACCGCAACGCUGCAGCAGAGCCGAUGCUUUGGCACCCAUGGGUGCUGCAUGGUUGGGAAUGAGGUCUCCUUGCACUGCAACACCGCUGAUGCUUUGGCACCCACGGGUGCUUCGCGCUGGCAACGAGUCUCCUUGCACCACAACGGAGCCGACGCUUUGGCACCCACGGGUGCCGCGCGGCGCUGAUCCCCAUCACCUUAUGCUCCCGCAGGUGAGGACGAUGGCGAGCCCCGAGGACGACCUGAUCGGCAUCCCCUUCCCCGAGCACAGCAGCGAGCUGCUGAGCAGCCUGAACGAGCAGCGGCAGCUGGGGGUGCUGUGCGACGUCACCAUCAAGACGCAGGGCUUGGAGUACCGCACGCACCGCGCCGUGCUGGCCGCCUGCAGCCGCUACUUCAAGAAGCUGUUUGCGGGGCCGGGGCCGGGCCAGGAGGUUUGCGAGUUGGACUUCGUGGGGCCGGAAGCUUUGGGAGCUCUGCUGGAGUUCGCCUACACCGCCACGCUGACCAUCAGCAGCUCCAACAUGGGCGAGGUGCUGCAGGCGGCCCAGCUGCUGGAGAUCCCCUGCGUCAUCGCCGCCUGCGCCGACAUCCUGCAGUGCCACGGCUUGGAACCCCCCCAUAGGAACGACAAGCUGAAGAUCCACAUGCGCAAACACACGGGCGAACGGCCCUAUUCGUGCCAGCACUGCAGCGCCCGCUUCCUGCACAGCUACGACCUGAAGAACCACAUGCACCUGCACACGGGCGCGCGGCCCUACGAGUGCUACCUCUGCCACAAAGCCUUCGCCAAGGACGACCACCUGCAGCGGCACCUCAAGGGCCAGAACUGCCUGGAGGUUCGCACCCGACGCCGGCGCCGCGAAGACCCCCCUCCCCCGACCCCCGACGCUCCGCCCGGCAUCGACCUCUCCAACGGGCGCUUGGAGGGGCUGCGCCUCUCCCUUGCUCGUUACUGGGGGCCGGC